Molecule: messenger RNA, 456 nt
Organism: Quercus lobata
Lineage: Eukaryota; Viridiplantae; Streptophyta; Magnoliopsida; Fagales; Fagaceae
Product: auxin-responsive protein SAUR50-like
Exons: 1
Coding region: 1-456 (151 amino acids)
Biological process (GO): response to auxin
Source: RefSeq, a predicted model, not a curated record
AUGAAGUUCUUCAAAGGCAGGGGCCUCAUUCUUAGGUGCAUCUGCCUGACUCCCUAUAAUAGUGGUCAGUACUCCAACCUCGACCUGCUAUGCAGUCCAACCACUCGAAUUCCACCUGGAUUCCUUGCUAUAUAUGUUGGAUAUGAGCGUAAACGGUUCUUGAUCCCGACCCGGUUCCUGAACUUUCCAGUCUUCACUGUCCUUCUUGACAAAGCUAGUGAAGAAUAUGGUUUCAAGUUUAGUGGAGGCAUAGUCCUACCAUGUGAGGUUCAGUUCUUUACAAAAUUGUUGAAGUUUCUAGUGAAAGAUGAGAAAAAAUAUAGAAGCCUGGGGUUUCAUGAGUUUUUUAAGUUGAUUUCUGAAGUGGGAUUUGAUUCAACUUCAUGCAAAGAGGAAGGUGACUUCCUGAAUCAUUAUCAUGAGCUCAGACCUCUACUGCAGAAAGCUUGGGCUUGA